AUGCUCUAUAGCUCCUAUGACUGUUUUCCUUUGAAGCGCGCAGUAAGAAGCUAAGCUAGUUACCAUGUCGGAGAAAAAACAAACUGUAGAUUUGGGCUUGUUGGAAGAGGAUGAUGAAUUUGAGGAAUUUCCAGCUGAAGAUUGGACAGGCCUAGAUGAAGAUGAGGAUGCUCAUGUCUGGGAAGAUAACUGGGAUGAUGAUAAUGUUGAAGAUGAUUUUUCUAAUCAGUUAAGAGCCGAGCUUGAAAAACAUGGGUACAAGAUGGAGACGUCAUAACACUGAUCAUCUUAAGACGAAGAUCGAGUUAUCAUAUUUGAAGCUGUCACUUCAUUAUGGAAGUUUUCAAAUGUGAUUAUGCUUCUUCUAUACAAAGUCAAGUAUCUUGGCAGAUGUCAACAGGAUGAGGAAAAUUUAAUGGACAGUCCCACUUGUUAUAUUUUGGGUUUUGCAGUGACUUUGUGCUUGUAUUUGUUGAUAGUUGGGAUAUUAAAAUGAGUUUUUUUUCUGAAA
Molecule: messenger RNA, 511 nt
Organism: Trichomycterus rosablanca
Lineage: Eukaryota; Metazoa; Chordata; Actinopteri; Siluriformes; Trichomycteridae
Gene: sem1
Product: SEM1 26S proteasome subunit
Exons: 3
Coding region: 65-277 (70 amino acids)
Biological process (GO): double-strand break repair via homologous recombination; mRNA export from nucleus; proteasome assembly
Cellular component (GO): proteasome regulatory particle, lid subcomplex; proteasome complex
Source: RefSeq, a predicted model, not a curated record